Messenger RNA from Protopterus annectens (West African lungfish), 5768 nucleotides. It is a transcript of the gene HYI, whose product is annotated as hydroxypyruvate isomerase (putative). Lineage: Eukaryota; Metazoa; Chordata; Ceratodontiformes; Protopteridae. The transcript has 8 exons. The record is from RefSeq and is a predicted model, not a curated record. Gene Ontology annotation, molecular function: hydroxypyruvate isomerase activity. Bases 151 to 909 code for a protein of 252 amino acids. Gene Ontology annotation, biological process: glyoxylate metabolic process.
UGGCCCUUGAAGCCAAGAGAAAGUAUUAUCUCGUGGUUGGGUUACUAUACUUUGUACUGUAGCUCGUUUUGGUGUUGUUAUGUUGUUACCCCUCCGAUUUCUGCAAACUUGUCAUGGCUCUUCCGGGAAGUUCCUGGUAUUCCUGAUCGUAUGAGAGUUGCUGCUGCAGCUGGUUUUCAAGCAGUCGAAGUGGCCUUCCCAUAUGAGAACGAUCCCGGGGAGCUAGCCCGGUUAAGCAAAUCUCUAGGGCUGCAAAUGGUACUGAUCAACACACCUCCGGGUAAUCCGGAAAAGGCUGAGAUGGGACUGGGAGCUCUUCCUGGAAGACAAGCAGAUUUCCGAAGUGGGUUGGAGUUGGCUGUAAAAUAUUCCAAGGAGCUGGGCUGCAAACGGAUCCAUAUCAUGGCAGGACGUGUACCUGCAGAUACUGUCAGAGCUGCAGUUCAUAAUGAAAUGGAACACACAUUUAUUGAAAAUUUGAAAUAUGCUGCAGAUUUCCUGUCCAAGGAAGGAAUUACAGGUCUGGUGGAACCAAUUAACAACCGAAUUUCAGACCCACGCUAUUUCCUGAAUUCUCCACACCAAGCUGCUGAUAUUUUGCAGAAAGUGGGCCAUCCAAACCUGAAGCUACAGAUGGAUGUUUUUCAUUGGCAGAUCAUGGAUGGGAAUCUCACACAGAAUAUCAAAACAUACUUUCCGUUCAUUGAUCAUAUCCAGAUUGCUCAGGUCCCAAGCCGGAAUGAGCCAGACAGCCCAGGAGAAGUGAACUACUUUUACAUCUUCAGCCUGCUGGAAGAGUUGGGCUAUAAAGGAUUUAUUGGAUGCGAAUAUGCACCUAACGGAGACACAGUGGGAGGACUUGGCUGGCUGAGAUCUUACUGGAAGAAUCACAAAGGAAAUGAUGCUUAAUUAUUGCCAGAAGGGAAAAAAAGAUUGCUGAAUUUGACCCACUUCUCAUCUAGGAAAAUAAAUUAGGCUAUGCUACUGAUUUGUUUUCAUCAGGGACUUAAUUAUGUAGAAUCAGUUCAUAUUAUGUCACUCACAUUUUUUUGUGACACAAAGUGUUUUAAAUGUUGGUUACAUAGUUGUCUGCAGUCUUUAAACUACUGGACUUGCCUUAACAGCUUCUUAAGGCAGGUGCCCUUUAUUGUACUGGUUAGACUGUAGAGCCAUUGGCUGGUGGAUCAUGAUUUAAAUGUCACAUCACAAUUAGUUGUAUGAGCCUGAAUGAGCGUGUUACCUUCCCUUUUCUUCUAGUAUUUCUGCAAUGCAAAUGAAAAUGAUUGCAAAUCACCUGUUUUUUUUUUGUUUUUUUUUUAUAGAAUGUAAAGCACUUUAAGUGUGUUUUUUAAGCACAUCAGAUGUUGUCAGUGCAAGGGUAACUUUAAUCUUUAUCAUCAUGAUAUUGUCAGUACACUAUAUUAUAACCUUUGUUCGUUGGUAAAAAUGCAUUCAGUGUCUAUCCACAAUAACCAUGAAUAAACAUUAAGUAAUCCCAGAAUAGAUUAAUUAAAUAAUAAUCAUUAAUAAAUAAACUAAAAGGAUUGCAUUAAUUGUAAUACCCCUAAUUUUUGUAGGUGAACGUUUCCUGUGUCCUGGCAACCCAUCUGUACAAAUAACCACCUUGGUUCUCUCUCUUGAAAAUUAGCAAAUACAUGCCUGGUAGGCUUAACUCAGUCAACAAAAUGUGCAUUCAUAAUAAAACAGAUUUUUUUUUCUUAAAAGAACAUGUAGUAUAACACUGGAAGACCGAAUGUGGCCCAGAAAUGAGGACAAUUAAUUAUACUGAUGUUUUAAUCCAGGAUAAUCAUGAAAAACUGAGAAAAGUCUAGCUUUGUUAGCAUUUAUGAUUUUUUAGGAGACCUCAGUCUGAAGUUACCGUUCUUAACAUUUUUCUUCUACCAUUUUUUGUAGCCUAAUCCUUUUAUUAUUUUUUUUUUAAUGUACUGCCUAACUUCCAGAUUUUAAAUGAAUAUUUUUUGUGUUUUGUUUUGGAACAUCAAAAGUAGACAUCACUUUUAGUUUUGUAUAGACCUGACCUGAAAAUUUGGAAGGCCCAGCACAGCAUCAUUUGAGAAAAACCUGUUGCACUUGGUGCAUUCUUACUUUGGAGCCCAGUCAUAACAGUAAUUCACAUUUCAUGGUUUCUCUUCCUUAUCGGUCUUUAACAUACACAUAUUAGUGUAAAUAACAGUAAAGUUAAAGCCUGGGAUUUAUGAAGAAGCAUGGCUUGAGUAGAACAGGUCUGCUGUUGCCUUGAAAUGUUUAGUGCAACAUAAACAUAUUCUCAGUGCAGUGAUGCAGGGUAAUGGAUGACCCUUUAUGCAACAUUUACUUUAAAAAGUUACAGCUGUAGUUUACAAGCAUGCAUCAUUACGUAUAUGAUACACAUACUGUCAGGGUCUUAAGGCACAAUGUGCCUUGCAUAAAGUGGUACAACCCACCAUUUCACAAAGACUUAUGGAAAAUGGUGUGUAGUGAAAGAGGACAAUGUGAGGAGGAACAGGCUGGCAAAAUCACAUAGAAAUGUGUGCUACUGUAUAAAUGUUCAACAUUUUUUUUUCUUUUCAUUUCAUAUUCACAGGUGUCCAGCUUGUCCCAGCUGUCUCUUUAGGAAGCAUGAUUCAUUUUUUUUUGCACUGCACCUGGUUGUUUUAAUUGCUCUAAUUGUUUUGCUGCGGUUCUAAUAAGUAAUGAAAUGCACAAAUUUUCCACCAACAGCUGAAACUUCUGAACUUUGUGUACUGUUUUCUUUGUUAGGUUUUUGUGAUUUAAUUCUAAGUGGAAGCAAGCUUCUUCUUUGACACCACUGCUUGUGGCUUAUCCUGAAUUUCUGGAACUGCUGAAAUGAGAGCCUCUGGCAUGAAAAUUAGUCAUUCUACAGCAAACACGUCUUUGAAUUUGAUCUUCAGACCUCCAUACCUUUUGCUUUGGUGAUGAAACUAAGAUUUUUAGUUUCUUUUGCACAUCAUCAGUUUUGGUAUACAAAUAAGAUCUGUUGGAACCAGCCAAGGAACAGGACUCUAAUGUUGGCCGCUGGUGUUGAAACACCUGUAUUUAUUGUGUUCAAGACCUGAUGGCUCAGACUUCUAGGCAAGCAGUCCAUAUCCCUGUGCUUUGUUGUCUCUAGUAUCUUCUGAAAUGGUUCUGACUUUGUUUUCAAAAAAUGAAAGUAAAUAGAUUUUUCAUGGGUCUGCUAGCAGUGUGGCAUCUAGCUGUUGAAAAGCUAAAGUGAAUCACUCCUUUUCUGAUCCAGUAAAAAGUCAUUUUCCAUUUUAAAGCAUUUUCUAUUUGUUUUUCAACUUGAUAUGCAUUUUAUGUCAUGUCAGGAAUGCCUUAGUGCCCUUCCAUAAUCACUUACUCAUCCAUAUAGAUGUUUUGGUUUAACCCUCUGGCCAGGGCUAUCAGCCAGUUCCAGAAUUUGGAUUAGUGGCAUCCUAAUUACGGGUAGAGAGGAGAUUUAUGAGGUGUUCUGGCACAACAACUGUGUUAGCAGUUGUGAUGUAUUGCUUCCUGUUGUCUAUGUAUUCAUUUAUGAACACAGUAAGUAUACACUUGCAGAUAUGCAGGCAUGUAUAGACAGUACAUCUGGUCUCUGCCACAGAUCCCACUUAGUCUGUUGUAGCCCCAAAUAUAUACUUCUGACAUUGGAGACUUGCCAUUAGCUGCUGUAAUCCUUCCUUUGUAGCCAUCCCAUCCAGUGAUCCAUUUCCCUUUCCAAACCCCUAAAAAAGAGAUUCUGGAGAUCACAGAUAUGCAUACAGGUGUGUGCUGUGUCCUUGUACCCCCUUAACUAAGGAAACCAAUUAUGAAGUUGCACAACCAUGAGCCAAGUUAUAAAAACUUUCAAGUGCCAGUUCACAAAACCGGUUCAUUUAGUCAGGUAACACCAAAGUGAGAAAUGUUUAGAUUAAUUAAAUACCUUCACUUUGUAUAUGUUACAAAUGAUUGACUGAGACUUAAACACCAACAAUGUCACUGGUUUGCAUGUAACAAAUUAUUAUAUUAUAGUUAACAAGUUGCAUACUCCAAAUAUUGGAUGUUCCCAAUGUUUUUAGACCAAGAACAUGUUUUGAAGUAAAAUUCUCCACAAUGGUGGAUGAAAGCAGAUUGCUGAUUUGAAUCUAAAGCUGCUUCCUUUUCGAAUCAUUUAUGCCUCAUUCCUUCCGCAUUGUGACUCAUUAGUUAACAGCUCCACCUUACAGUACUAGGAUCCUAAGCAUCAGACUAGAUGCUCAGAGUACUGCUUUUGUGCAGUUUACAUGUAUUUUCCCAUUUUUUACAUUUUUUUUUUUUUUAUGAAUGUUGUGGUUUCUUCCCACUUCUUAACCAGUGCUCUAAACUGCCCCCCCCCCCAUAUAUGCUGGUAACCUGAAUUUGGGAUCAGACUCUGGCUGCCAGUAGAACUAGCCAAGGGGGUAAUAAAGAAGCAGCUGAGGGCUGGCUGGCUGGCUGCCCUAUCCUAUGGGGGGAGAGAGGAAAAUACUAAACCUGGUUGACCUCCAGUGGAGAUCAGGAGCCUCACAGAACAUCUCAGGUUUAAUGCAGGGCGCAGCAACAGUGUCUUGACAUUGUUGUACUAGCUGCCUUCUCAGCUACGGUAACUGACAAGGAGAUGCAAGUAUGACUGUUCCCAGGCUCCAAGCCAGCUGCUCCCCAUCAGAUACUUCAGUUUGUGGGCUUAAUGAUAAGUACCAUUGAGAUCAACUUCCCAAGGAGUCAGGAGGCCCAACCGAUGGGCAAGUGAGGAAGCUACAUCUUAAGGCUUUGCAGUACUGGGAGAAGGGAAUAUCAAAAGAAAAUGCACAAAAGACUUUAAAAAGAACCGCCAAAUCGCUUCUUUUUCACAGGAAAGCAAGAGCUCUGCCACACGAGUAGGGGGAACAAUCCCCCACAACCCCAGUUUCUACAGAUAUGAACUCUGAGAUGUGAAUUCUGACUUGCAGAAUAAAGAAAAGGUUGAAAAGAAAAGCAAAACUCAUCUUCUCCCUUUUCUUAAGAGUGUAACACAGUACCUAGUGUGCAACCAAAUCAACAGCAAUGUCCUCUUAACUUAAUGCACAAUAACACUGUUUCCACCUUUGACUGUAGCAGGACUCUACACGCAUUGCAUUUUCUUGCUGAAGUUCUGAUUGAAAGGGGUUUGUGAAAGAUUAAUUAAUUUACCUAGUUGAACAAAAAAUAAAUAACAAUUAUGCACUCUUUAUUGUACAUUUACCAUAUAUAUUAUUUUCAACACCUGUACAGUUUUUAAAAUCAGAUUUCGUUUUAUUUUUUGUUUGUUUUGCACGGCUGCAGUGAUGCCAUGGCUUAUAGUCAGUACAACUGAAACAUAAGUGCUUCUACACGUUUUGCAGUUGAUGCUCUUAAAAAAGGCUCUUCUGAUGAUUGCAGGCACUGGUUCUUCAAUGUGAAAGCAACAGUUGAUAUGCAUGCAAUUAAUUGCAGCUGUUCUUGCAGUAAUAGUAAACAGCCAAUUUUUUUUGGAUGUUAGUGUAAUAUUUUGAUUUGAACCAGGAGACGAUUGGGAAAAUUGUUUAUUUUCUUCACUUGGAGAACUUUGAUUGUUAACUUGUGUCCCUGACAGUUUGCAUCCAAGUAAAUUAAAAUCUUUACCCUCCACUUCAUGAACUUACUCAAAUACAAGUAACUUGCUGUACAUGUUAAGUGCUGUUGUGGUCUGUCAGACUAAUCUACCUAUAGCCUUGAGUUUUACAGAAAUAAAAAUGUAGCCAAGAGAAUUUUUGGAACUGUUAAGAGACUUUGAA